This is a messenger RNA of Fraxinus pennsylvanica, 357 nucleotides long. Lineage: Eukaryota; Viridiplantae; Streptophyta; Magnoliopsida; Lamiales; Oleaceae. The record is from the annotation of a GenBank genome assembly.
AUGAAAUCAGUCUUUAAGUUUGGCCGAUCGCUGCCAGCACAGGAGGAUUCCAAAAAGGAAGAGAUCGCCGCCGACACCGAAGGAUGCCAAGAAGAUGUUGUCGCUGGAGAUGGGACAAACACUGUUUUUGUUAUAGCGGGCGCUCGUUUGAAGGCAUCUCUUACUCUUUUAUCUCAUGGCAUUCACCCAACGGUUGUUUCAGAUGCCCUCCACAAGGCUUGGAUUAAUGCUGUUGAGAUUUUAACGACUAUGGCGAUUCUUGUGGAGUUAUCGCAUCAUGAUUCACUGGUUAAGUCAGCCUCUACUUCUUUGGAUUCCAAGGUUGUCUCAAUACUCUUAUCUUUUAGCCCCCAUUAG